Molecule: messenger RNA, 10080 nt
Organism: Anoplophora glabripennis (Asian longhorned beetle)
Lineage: Eukaryota; Metazoa; Arthropoda; Insecta; Coleoptera; Cerambycidae
Product: protein furry
Biological process (GO): cell morphogenesis; neuron projection development
Cellular component (GO): site of polarized growth; cell cortex
Source: RefSeq, a predicted model, not a curated record
ACUCGAUAUCAAACAAAACAUUUUAAAGUGCAUCGAUGAUGUCAAACGAAAAGGGUGUUUUCAUCUUCUCAUCGCGAUAAAUCGAUGACCAAUCGUCCUAUCAGGUGACAAAUAACAAAGUUGAUAAUGUAAUGCAUUUUAAAAACUUCACCACAAAUAUUUAAUGUUAAAAAUGUCAGAUCAUCAACUUGAACUACCCGUUCAAGAUACAGAUUUGGUAUCUAAUGAUUCAGAUGUCGAAUGUUCCCAAAGUGUUUGUUCAGAUACCCACAGUGAUAACACAUCAGCGUCGGGUUUAACUGAAAAAAGCACGCUUUCUGAGUCAACGAUUCAUGCCUUAUCUGGAGGUAGUGAAGGUGAGGCUACUGGAGGCACAGCCGUUUCUCCAGGAUCAGAGAGAAAAGCUGAAACUGUUGUUGCUUUAAAUAGAGGAAUGCUUCUACCAUGGGGUGCCCAAAAGGAAAGAUCACCUCAUUCUGGGCAAAUAGAUAUGGAAAUCAGGCCGGGAGAGUUUGUUAUGAGAAACCUAUUUGCAGACUUUACUGUCCUGGCCGAAAAAAAAAUUGAAUUUGUAAUGACAGAACAACAGGAAAAACCAUUAUCAAAAACAUUGCAAAGAGGGGAAGAUGCUCAGUUUGAUCAAUUGUUGAGUGCGUUUGGAUCAGUAGCAGAACACUGUUUGCCAUCUUUGCUCCGCGCAUUGUUUUCGUGGUAUGAACGGCAAAUGUCGGAGGUAUCGAAUCCCGAGCAGAAAAAGUCUGAUAUUAAACAAAAAAGUAUAAUAAAUAUAGUGGCAGGCAACACAACUGAGACAGUAGAAAGGUCUGAGGCUGAUAUACAAAAGGAGAAAAGAGACUUAGCCGUAGAAUUUAUAUUUUGUUUAGUUUUAAUCGAAGUCCUGAAACAGAUGGGAUUGCAUCCUGGACACGAGGAUUUGGUUCAGUACAUAGAAAAUUUAGCUCUUAAACACUUUAAAUAUCACGAGGGGAUACAAAAUAGCCCAAACAGUGCCAAUAUUCACAUGAUAUCUGAUCUCUAUGCCGAAGUAAUUGGGGUAUUGGCACAAUCUAGGUUUAUGUCGGUUAGAACAAGGUUUAUGGCAGAACUGAAAGAACUGAGAUCAAAAGAGUCUAGUCCAAGUACAACUCAGAGUAUAAUAAGCUUACUAAUGGGGAUGAAAUUCUUUAGAGUUAAAAUGGUACCAAUAGAGGAGUUUGAGGCUUCGUUCCAGUUUAUGCAGGAAUGUGCCCAAUAUUUUCUGGAAGUCAAAGAUAAAGAUAUAAAACAUGCUCUAGCGGGCCUGUUUGUUGAGAUCUUAGUUCCCGUCGCUGCGGCGGUUAAAAACGAGGUGAAUGUCCCUUGCUUAAAGAACUUUGUAGAAAUGCUUUAUUCGCAAACACUGGAUGCGAGCACGAAAUCUAAGCAUCGGUUGGCUUUAUUUCCGCUAGUCACCUGUCUGUUGUGUGUUAGCCAGAAACAAUUCUUUUUGCAAAACUGGCAUUACUUUUUAGCCAUGUGUUUGUCUCAUCUAAAAAACCGAGACCCCAAGAUGUGUCGCGUUGCUUUAGAGUCGUUGUAUCGUCUUUUGUGGGUGUAUAUGAUAAGAAUUAAAUGCGAAAGUAAUUCCGCAACCCAGUCGAGGCUGCAGAGCAUUGUGAAUUCGUUGUUUCCCAAGGGGUCUAAGGGUGUCGUGCCCAGAGACACCCCUCUGAAUAUUUUCGUGAAGAUCAUCCAGUUCAUAGCUCAAGAACGGCUAGAUUUUGCCAUGAGAGAAAUUGUAUUCGACCUACUCUCAGUUGCUAGGCCUGUUAAACUAAUUUUAACACCGGAAAGAAUGAGUAUAGGACUGAGGGCCUUCCUGGUGGUAGCUGACAGUUUGCAACAGAAGGAAGGCGAUCCGCCAAUGCCAAGAUCAGUCGGCGUUUUACCGAGCGGUAAUACUCUGAGAGUACGCAAGACUUUUCUGAAUAAAAUGUUAACGGAAGAUACCGCGAGAAGUAUCGGCAUGAACGCUUAUUUUCCCCACGUCCGUCGAGUAUUUGUAGAUAUUUUGAGGGCACUCGACACUCAAUACGGCAGGCCUUUAAUGAUGACUAAUACUCAAAACGUUAAUAAAGAACCAGACGAGAUGAUCACGGGGGAAAGAAAACCAAGGAUUGAAUUAUUUAGAACUUGCGUUGCGGCUGUUCCACGUUUGAUACCCGAUGGUAUGACCAGUGGUGAACUCGUCGAUUUACUAAGUCGACUAACCGUUCACAUGGACGAGGAAUUGAGGGGACUUUCUUAUUGCAGUUUGCAGAGUCUUGUUGUUGAUUUUCCUGACUGGCGUCAAGAUGUUUUGUGGGGUUUGACCCAGUUUGUCGCUAAAGAUGUUCUAGAUACUUUCCCGCAACUUAUGGAUCAUGGGUUAAAAAUGAUUUUGACUCUAUUAGGAGCUUGGAAGUCUGCUAUAUCUAAUAAUACCUUUUUGCCAAAUACAACUUUACGAAUAGGGAAAGACUACAAUGACUUGAAGGCAGGUCCACCCGAUCCAAACCUUACGAAAAGAACAGACGUUGGAAAAUCCGAACCGUUGUCAUCCGUGCUUCAUCUAGUUGAAGCAUUAGCGUUAAUAAUGUUAUGUAACUACAAGCUCUCCACUAGAAGGUUGUCCGUUUUCAUCCUAAAAGAAGUUAAGUGUCUGUUGAAGCUUUUAAAUUGUUCCGAAAACCCUCCAGUCAUUGACGUUAUGGACCAAUGUUGCACCCAAGUCAUAGAGAAAUGUUUACCGUUGUUACCGCCCGCUGAGAAAACAGCGAUACAAGCAGCGGGCAAUAUCGAUCUUCAAUGGUUAGCAGACAGAAAUUCAUCAAUUUGGACGGCUGGACUAUUCGAGGAUGGCGUAGUGAAAAGUUCCGCCAGCUACAAUUUUAGUGUCGUAGAUCCUUGGAGCCUGUGUUACUUUGGGUUUCUGGAAAGAGAUAGGUUGUUAAGUUUGUGUCCGAUUAUGACUAUGCAUUCCUGGCCGAUAGUUUUCACAAGACUGAAUGCACUGUAUUCUGUUGUCGAUCCAACGCCAUUAAAUGAUAAUAGGGCCUCUUUGUUAAGGAGCGCCACUGCUAUUAAGAAGCCCCCGACAGAACGCGACGCGUAUAUGCAUUUAUGGAAAAACUAUAUUACUUUCGCAUUUAGAGUAGCGCCUCUCAUAUCGAAUCCUAUUGUUAGGUGUGCUAGCCCAGAUCUUAGUUUAAGCUCUUCUCCUGAUAGCUUAAAUGCUGAGAAAACGGACAAUAAAUUAUGCCCAUCGAGUAUUUCCCCUUCGGCCCUUUAUAAACUCGUAGUACCGCAUUUGCGGUGCGAGGUGACCGAUAUAAAGGAUGCUGCAGUCUAUGCCAUUGGAAAUAUUAACGGUUCUGCUCUGAGAGACCUCUUGGAGGAACUGGCCGUUUAUAUUCGUGAGGCGAUAGACAAGAAACAAGAGAAUGUCAGGAGAAGGCGAAGAAGAGAUGCGUUAAGACUGCAACUUAUGAGACUGUUGGAAUAUAUCGCUGAAAAUGGUACAUUUGGAAUUAGUCCUUGCGUGUUGGAUAAGGACACUCAGGCACUUCAUCCUGUAAUAGUUGAAUUCAUAGAAGGAGUACGUUACUAUUUAGAGAACGAGCCUGAUAAGAAUUCUAGCAGCGUAAGAGAUUUAACUUUACAUUUUUGCUACUUCAUAAGGAAGAUGAUUAAGAAUUUUAGUCUGGAGACGUGUAGAAGUCUGCUGAAGAGAGAUCUUAGACGCAACUUAUUUACGUUGUUCACAAAUUGGGUAGGAAAAUAUGGAAUUCCCAAUAACAAAACGACACAGUUAGAAGGGGAUAUGUCAAACAAAAAACAUAUCGAACUUCAGUUUGUGUCUUUGCAAGCCAUGAGUUCAUUGCUGUGCUGCGGUCCGUGCUUUGACUCAUUAUCUGAGGAAAGUUCGUAUUAUUCUUGGCUGGAUGGACUUUUAAACAGCUCCGAUGAAAAAGUGUAUAAUUUGGCUCAAGAAACUGUGAUUUUACUUUUGGAAUCGAAUCCCGAUGUGUCGCCGUUGUUGGACUGGGUAGUUGAUAAGUGUUACACCGGAACAUCUGUCGUUGCAGAUGGCUGCUUCCUCGCAUUGGCAACAAUAUUCAGUGCCAGGGAAUACCCGUGUGAUCAUUACACUGCUAUUAUCAAUGUUACACUAAUGAAUACCGGAUGUCCCAGACAAGUUGUCCGGGAUACUGCCUUACAACUUUUGCAAUUGUUAGAUAAAAGAUUUUUCGGUUGCAUCGGGCCUUUGGCUGAAAAUGAUUUAGCCGAGGGAGAUAAGGGAAGAAGCACGUUAGAUGUGAUAUUAGCCACUACAUAUUGUAGGUCACAAAUUCAUUUGUCUCGACAAUUAGCUCUUUUGCAUCCUGAACUGACAAUGCCAAUGUUUUCUGAAAUUACAUACAGAUUCCAAUCAGCACGACCAGAAGUGAGACAAUUACUUCUUCAGUAUUUGUUGCCUUGGUUACAUAAUAUGGAAUUAGUAGACCCUAACAUUCCUCCAAGUAAUGCACAUAUGUAUCAGUUUUAUGCAAAUGAGAUGGGUGCAGAACGAAAAGACGGGUGGGGCUCUGCGGAAGCUACCGAAAUGGUACUGAAUAAUAUUUUUUAUAUAACCGCAAAGUUUGGUGACAACCAUCCGAAAGAGAUUGAAGAAGUGUGGGGCACACUUUGUACAUCUUGGCCAAACAACAUGAAGGUUAUUAUACGGUAUUUGAUAAUUGUAUCUGGAAUGGCACCAUGUGAACUUUUACCAUAUGCAAAACGAGUUGUUCUGUAUUUGGCGAGGGUCCAACCUGUACGCCUACUAGAUGAAAUGAUGGUAGAGCUACAAACAGUUGAAACACUAAAUUGCCUCAUAGAAAGGACAGAAACACCACCAUUUUAUAGACUUACCGUGAUGAGAAAAGCGUCUAGUCAUUCGGAUGGUACAAAUGGAGUUCCUGGACAGACCGAUUCAAGUAGUAGGAACGAUUUGAUUUUAUUUGAAGGCAUAGAAAAAGGAACAAUACAUACCAAACGACACAGUGGAGAAGAUCCGUCAAAAAUGUCAAUUGUGAAGUCAGACUCGGCAACGAAUGUCUUUUCCGAUUUUAAUAUGUCCCGUCCAGACAAACAACGAAACCAAGAUGACAUGACCAACUCCCUAGAAGAGGUCACUAGUGGGGAAGAUGUUAUGUUACGUGAUAAAAUAGAGAUGCCUUUACCCCAACCUCAUCCUUUACCCAUGCCAGAAUUCGGCGGUUAUUUUGCCCCGCUUACUGAAUAUUUACCUGACAGCUCGCAACCCAUAUCUGGUUUCCACAGGUGCAACGUUGGUGUUAUGUUACUGUGCGACAUAGUCGUCGAUGGAAUAGACCUAGACUGGACAGUACAUAUUCCUUUAAUGUUACAUAUAUUAUUCUUAGGUUUAGAUCAUACCCGGCCCCUGGUAUACCAGCACUGCAAGCAGUUGUUGCUUAACUUGCUGAUUGUAUUGGCUCAGCACAACGACCACUUAACCGUUGCUCAUAUUUUAUUGAAUAGCAAGACCAAACAGUUAGGCCUAGGUUUGUCGACGCCCGCUUUGCCGGUAUUCAUCCAUGCGUUUACAGAAUCUGACGCUGUCUACAACGAAUUUUUACAAAAUCCGACCAGCUUGUCGGGUGCUGGGGAGGUAGUUAAUAAAAAUAAUGUCCAGAGUUUGCAAAGCAUACCUUCUAAAGGGGAGGAUUCAGCAGAAGAAAAAGAUAGUUCUAUUCCUCCAGUGAUAGUUUUGCCAGAGAAUACUGAACCAGUGGCACCCAUUAACAAAGUCGAGCUAACGGUAUCAGCGAUAAUAAAGUCGUUGAUAGAAUUCCUUGCUACCAGACAAAAUACUUCCUUGUGGAAUUACGAGGACAUUACAGCAAAAGUGUGGACGAUAAAAAGCGCCGAACAAAUUGACAUAUUCUUGCAAUAUAUUCUAAAAGUAUUCAGAGAAUCUCUACCUACUGCUCAUAUCAAUGAACGAUGGGCACAGACAGCUUUGCAGUUAGGAUUAAGUUGCUCGUCGAGGCACUACGCGGGCAGAUCCUUGCAAAUUUAUAGGGCUCUAAGAGUUCCCAUAACCUCGAGAAUGCUUUCCGAUAUUUUAAGUCGUUUGGUAGAGACGGUUGCGGAACAAGGUGAAGAUAUGCAAGGUUACGUAACCGAAUUAUUGCUGACUCUUGAAGCCGCUGUGGAAUCGUUGGAGUCGGACUUCCGCCCACUCGAUUUUAUGAAGGACUUCUUCAAAUCGACCCCUAAUUUGAACAACAAGGACGCGAUGCCCUUCAAACGCAAUCCCGAAGGAUCUCCUGCGAAUAUUAACGGAGUGCCUCUCUACGGUCACUCCACUUCUGCCGGUCAUGCUAGAAGUACCAGUUACUCCGUGUCGUACGGUCUUAGAAAGAACGCCCAGUCUGCCUCAGAGGCUAAAGACCGUAAUAGACUCAGCAACGAAAUAGAACACAGAAGUGGGAUUAACAAGUUCUCCGCGAAUUUGUCGCGUUCGAGAUCGGCGCAAAGCCUGAAAUUGUUAGGAGACACGGCAACCCAAGAUGACAAGUUAACCAUCUUGGCUCAGUUGUUUUGGUUAGCUGUGUCACUUCUGGAAUCUGAUUAUGAACAUGAAUUCCUGUUGGCCGUUAGACUUUUAACAAGUGUUAUGCAUAGGUUACCGCUUGAUAGACCUGAUGCCAGGGAUAAGGUGGAAAAACUGCAGUCACAGCUUAGGUGGAAUUCGUUUCCUGGGGUACAUGCACUACUGCUAAAGGGUUGCACACAUCCUAAUAUAUACGAACCUGUAGUAGCACUCCUAUCACAAUUAACACCCCUCCUCAACUUUGUUGUCGUCGAUCCGUCUCAGAGCAUAGCCUUUCCAAUGAAUGUGAUAGCUCUCCUUCCUUACAUGUUACUGAAUUACGAAGACGCCAAUGAACUCUGCAUUAGAGCUGCUGAAAAUAUCGCGCAGGUCAGCAUAGAAAAGAGCAAAAAACUGGAGAAUUUGGGCACUGUCAUGAAUUUAUACAGCAGGAGGACUUUCAGUAAAGAAAGCUUCCAGUGGACAAAGUGCGUUGUUAAAUACCUUCAUGAUACAUAUUCACACUUAAGCUUGAACAUGCUUUCGUUCUUGAUUGAAGUGUUGGAAAAGGGACCGAGCAAUCUUCAACUGCCCAUAUUAAAUAUUAUACAUUGUAUCCUGCACUAUGUGGAUCUGGCAACUGCGGCAGCUCAGCCGGUUAACGCAGAUUUGCUCAAAGUAAUCGUUAAAUAUAUCGAAGGAGUGAACUGGAAGGAAGCCCUAAAAAUUUUAAAACUGGUGGUUAGUCGAUCAAGUUCUCUGGUUGCCCCUCCUAUUUCUAUACAGUCACAUUGGGAGAGUACUUUGACAGCAAUGCCACAUCCGUCGUUUUCUGAGGAGAGCGUGUUUAACAAAAAGGAGUUACCAGGGAGAACUAUGGAAUUUACUUUUGAUAUGUCGCAGACUCCCGUAAUUGGUAGACGCUUCUUGAAUAAAACUGAAGAACUGACCACAUCCAAAACCUCUGCGACUCCUAGGCGGUCUUGCUCGAUAAGUCCCGCCGAUGCGUCUCCACAGUCUGGUUGGAAAAGACCGUGGAUGUGUCAGGGCCGGGUACGAGAAUGCCUUGUGAACCUGUUAACGACUUGCGGACAGAGAGUUGGAUUACCCAAGAGUCCAUCGGUAGUACUAACUUACAUAAGUAUACCAACGCUUCUUACCUCAAAUGUUGAUAUUUUGGUUAUAUUCAGUCAGACGUCUGACUUAAUCGAGAGGCAGUCUAGUAUGGCCUCUAGCACCGAAGAGGUGUCCGCCGGUAAUAACGAUAUGAGCGGUGGUUCGCGAAGGGACGACGCGGCGACUGAAUUUGGUGUUUUCAAAGAUUUCGAUUUCUUGGAAUAUGAAAGUGAAAGCAUAGAAGGUGAGAGCACCGAUAACUUUAAUUGGGGUGUACGUAGAAGGCCUUUGAGUCAAGGUGAAGACGAUCAGACUAAUAUGAAACAGCUCGAAGAUAGUCUUAGCGAAAAGACUCCCGUAUUGACAGUAAGAAAGCGGUUGCUGACGGAAGAGUCAUCGGACGACGAAAUUGGAUCGGAAUCCCCUCUGGAUGAGAUUGCUAUUGCACCCGAGUUUGACAACAGUACAAUAGAGAGCAGUGCAAUUUUUCCACCUUCCUCCUUGGCACUGAGAGAAAAUAAUUCUCAGGUUAAUUCAAGCGCUCGAUCAGAUACCAGUGGAUCUAGUGUUGGAGAUUUAGGUGAAGUGACUCCUUGUAACGCAUCACCCAAUUUAUCUGGCCUUGCGAGUAUCAGGGCGAUAUCCAAAAGCGACGUUUUAGAAAAUUGGUCGACUUACAUCCAAACAAAUAUGCCUCAGACCCCAGCCAAUACCUUACAAUUUUUCCAUCAGUUUCAAAAAUUGGUGGUGGAUAUAUGUGUGUCUGCUAUUGAAAUAACGAGAGAGUCUUGUACUUACAUGUCCCAGUCAGCAGUGAGUGGUUUACCAACGAUAAAACUAAUAAGUUCGAGAUUACUGUCUAUGAUCGACAUUAUUAACUAUCGUGUGUUGCCAAUAAAUUUGAUAUGGUUCAAUACGUUGGCGUUUAGCAAUUCUAAAUUCUUUGAGACGUUAAAAUAUGGGAUGUUGGAGGUACAAGAACACUUGGAAACGUUUUGCGAUAAAAAAGAACAAGCAACUAUGUACUGUGAUGCAGUAAAGACUACCCUAAAAUUGGAACGUUUAAGUGGCCAGCAAUCAGAUUUUAAUCAUGAAAACUUCCUAUUAGAUCUGGGAAAAGCAUUGUAUAAGUUGUACUUUCAACUUUUACUGUUAGUCGAAGCCGGAAAUAAAAUGGUUGGAAUCCUUCAUAACAGUUUAAAGACGGCAGAUUUUAAAGACAUUACUGGGGAUAUUCUGAUUAUAAAAAAUGCACUAACAAGGGCCUAUGAAGACACCGACGCUGACGGAGGAAUUUCUUCGUCAGCGGGUACUUUCACUAACACGGAGAGCGUAUUAUCAAAUUUGUCGAGGUUAAUCGAAAAUGAAAAAUGGACGUCGGUGAUUUUAUACUUUAAAUGCAAUAGAGAUGAUUUCUCGAAGGAACACGAAGAAUUGUUUGACAAAAGUAACGAUGUGAUUUCCAUUUUAAAUAUUUAUUGUAAGAAAUUGAUCCAUGACAAACCAGAAUAUUUUGUGAUAACGAAUCAAGAAUGUGAUUUGGCCGAUGUUUUUGGAAGACUGUUUCAGGUUUCUGCUGCGGUUUCCGAUUUAGAAGGCGUUUUAAAGGAUCAGCCUAACAAGCAAGUGGAAAGUCAAAGUAAAUAAUUUAAAUUCUAUAACGUAGUCGGUCACUUCUUGCGUCUAUUAGGCUGUUCUUGUUUUCCAAUUUCGAAUAUUAUUAAUAAAUAAUUAUAGCAGAAAUAUAAGUAUUUUUAGGAUUAUUAGGUACAUAUUACAGCAGGGCCUCGAUAAUCCGAACACCGAAAAUUUAUACCCUGUUCGGAUUCACGAAGCGUUCGGAUUAUAGUAUGUAGACAUUUUGAAAGGGAUUUUUCAAAAUAAAACAAAAAUAUUUUACAUUAUAAUGUAUUUAUUUAAGUAUGUACGUUAGAUGUAUGUUAGAUACAAUGCUAUUAAUCACACUUUUUUUAAAGAAAUUCCUUAAUCUUGUCCAAAAUCUCGCACUUUUGUUCAAUUGUUAGCGUCACAUGUUUUCUUUUCUUCGAUGUUGAGGCCAUGAUGCAAAUUUGAGACGCCAACACAAUAAAAUGGCGGAACGGCGCGCAGGCGGACGAAAAAGCGAUAAGUGUAUUAUCUAAAACGCACUGCGUGGCACUGGCGAGACAGAAACUGUGAGAAAUGGCGGUUGCGCAGAGGUAAGGGGGGUCGUUCGGAUUAUAGAGACGUUCGGACUAGCUGGGGUACGGAUUAUCAAGGCCCUGCUGUAAUUGUUUAAGUGUAAUAAGUAAUCAUAGUGUCACACAUUUAAUGAAUUAAUGAUAAUAAUAAAGCUGGAAAGUGAA